AUGCAUCAUCUCCGAACUGCCCAACGGCCCGUUCACAAUUCAAACGAGCUAAUUGGGGGUAAUUCAAGGUCAAACUCGCUAACCACAAACCAAGAACGCAGUGACUCAGUUGGUGGUUUGUUAGUCAUGAGUCACUGUAUUGAACCGGAGAUUCAGUCGCUCGUUAUGCCUGAAGAAACGACAUCAGUCAUCCUCACUAUCAUCAUCAUUAUCAGUAUUCCCUGCGUCAUUAUUACCGUCCCAAAGGGUGCUGUCUCGUCGCCUGAGAGUCAAGGAGCCAGUGCUAACCAGUGCUCCCGCGGCACGGGCACCUUCGGCCGCGUGUGUCUGUGCCGGGACAAGGUGACGUCACAGUACCUGGCCAUGAAGAUCCUGGCCAUCAGCGACGUGAUCCGCCUCAAGCAGGUCGAACAUGUCAAGAACGAGAAAAGCAUCCUGGCCCUCGUCACGCACCCGUUCGUCAUUCAGAUGCACUGGCACCACCGCGACGAGAGGUUCCUGUACAUGCUGUUCGAGUACGUGUGCGGCGGAGAGCUCUUUUCGUAUCUCAGAAAUGCCGGGAAGUUUACGAUGACCACGGCCAUGUUCUACGCCUCAGAAAUUGUGUGCGCCCUCGAGUACCUCCACUCACUGUCCGUUGUGUACAGAGACCUUAAGCCCGAGAACUUACUGCUUGACAAAGAUGGACACCUUAAGAUCACUGACUUCGGUUUUGCCAAGAAGCUCACCGACAGGACGUGGACCUUGUGCGGGACGCCGGAGUACCUCGCCCCUGAGAUCAUCCAGAGCAAAGGGCACAACAAGGCGGUCGACUGGUGGGCGCUGGGGAUCCUCAUCUACGAGAUGCUAGCUGGCUACCCGCCCUUCUUUGACGACAAUCCCUUCGGCAUCUACGAGAAGAUCCUGGGCGGGCGGGUGGAGUGGCCGAGGCACCUGGAGGCCACCGCCAAGGACCUCGUCAAGAAGCUGCUCACUCAGGAUCGCACAAAGCGCUUGGGGAAUAUGAAGAAUGGUGCUGAAGAUGUAAAGAGACAUCGAUUUUUCAAGAACACAGACUGGGAUGAAGUUUACCACAAGAAGUUAAAGCCCCCCAUAGUGCCGAAGGUGAGCUACGAGGGUGACACGCGCAACUUUGAUGAUUACCCCGAGAACAACUGGCGGUCAACACAGGGAGUGUCUGACAUCGAGUUGGCGAUAUUCAGUGACUUCUGAGUGUUACUAGGGAUGUGUGUGUAGUCUGUGAUCAAGGGAGACUCAUGUAAUUAUAAUCCGAGUUACGAAUGUUGUUAAACGGGUCAUGUACAACGAAUAUUUAUUGGUAAUUAAACGUAAUUUUACUUUGUAUAUUAUGUAUGCAUUAUGAUAUGAGAUUUAGAUCUUGAGGAAAAGAAACAUGAAAAGAAAUUUAUAUGUUUAGAAAGAUGAUAACUACAAAAAAAAAAUUACAGAGAAUAGUUUUAUAUUUUGUGACACAUAACAAGGUUGUCUUGUGGAUAUUUUUUUCUCAGCUUUAUCACAGUAGAUUUUGAUGUCAUGUCAUAUCAACACGACCUGAGGAAACCUCACAAGGCAUGAAGCAAACCAGCAUAGCAUUUGGUGGAUCAUAUUCGUUAGGCUUUGUCUGCAAUUUUUUUGCCUCUGUCACUUUUUUUCAUCUUGAUAUAUUUAUUCAACUGUUUUUAUUUUUUUUAAUGUGAAUAACUUUUUUUUUUUUUUAGAUAAGGAGAUUUUAAACCAUGAGAGUUUUCCUUUUUAUUUUCUACUUUUAUCCUGAAUAUCUCAAAGUCAUAUUACUGUCAACAUGAUCUUAGAUAUUUUUUUUCUUCUCAGAUAAGUACAUUUGUCUCAUUUGAUAGAUACAGAUGUUACACAUUCACAACUCACUGCUGUUCAAGAUUCACCAUAGGAAGUAAUGGUUAGCUCUCCUACAUGGCUUGUCCUAAGUGGAGUGUCAGGACUUGAGUUGAAAAUGAGUUUAAGGCAAGCAUAGGCAAACCAUUAGGAUGUUCUCCCAAACAGUCUCAAUUCCCUGGCAUAUAGUUGGCUUACACAAAGGUUAUGGAAUUGUAACUCAUAUGAUAUUUUUUGCUACUGAUGUACCUCUGAUGUGAUCUUGAUGAAAAUUAUUUUGUGCAUGUACUUCUGCCUUGCAUAAGUACUAAUGUCAGGCCCUUGUUGAUGCAAUGAACAAUUGAAUUAUAUUUUGUUUUGUUUUUCAGUGCAAUAUUUAUUUUCUUUUUACUGUGAAAUCAUCAUAAGGUUUAAGGAAGAAAGCAUUUAUGUUGUAGCUAGUGCAAAAAGCUUCCAUUACUAGUAUUUUCAGUAAAACUUUGCCUGCUCAUUCAGUUAUAAGUUUCUUCCAUUCAUUUAUUGUUUAAAGAUUUUUUUUUUGCUUAUUCUGACUGUAUUUUUUUCAAGAAGUUCAGGUUUAUGAGUCCCCCUCCCCCCACAGAUCAGCUAAUGACAUCCACACUUUCAUAGAUAUCCAAAAGACUUUGCAGAUUAGCACACAGCCAAUAAGAAGCUGUUUCUUUUCUGUUCAGUAUGAUAAACCAACUCAGGCUCAUGGAAGAUCAAUUUGGACUUGAAUUUGCAUGGCUGAAUAUAUGUUGUUUCAAGUAUGUACAAUGGCAAGAUGUCAGAGUGCUUCCAGAUGUUAAAUUUGUGAUGCAGAAAAAAGUACAAUAAUAGAGAACUCUUUGUGCCUCAUAUAUCCUGGAAUGUAACUAGUUUCUGCUAAUUACAGUGUGAUUACAAUGCAAGCUUUCGCUCUAUUAAUGUCCAAUUUCCUUUGUCCACAUUUAACCAAGAUCUAAAAAUUUCAAUCUUUCCUAAAAAAUAAACGAUUCUCCACAGCCUUAUGUGUUGUGUGUGUGUGCAGGUUUUCUCCCCAUGUACACACACUCUAAAAAGAGUAUGCACAUAACUCUCAGGGUGACACUUGAUGUAUACACGAUUAUGGCAUGUCAUACCUGAUGUGUAGCUUUGGUCACACCCUUAAUAGGUCCUGAUUGCAAAACUUAUCUAGAGCAUGUAAACAUCUUUUUCACAGUGUGCACAUGUAAAGUAUAUGAUACAUAUGCAUGCAGUGCUUAUUACAGACCCAUUACCAUAGUGCACCAACACAGAUGCCAUCACUCUUGUGUCCAGAAUAUGGUCACAAGAGAUCAUCCAGAGAGAUUAUCCAUUUUAUCCAGAUUACCCAACUGACCUCAAGAGUGGAUUACAUAAUAUAGAUUACACAGACAUCCACUGUCAUGCAUUCACCCCUGUAUAUUAUCAGUCUCAUAAUCUCAUUUGUCAUGAAUAAUAUUUCCUUUUUCCAUUUGUGCAACAGACUGUUGACUCAGGGACAGGCAAAGAAGGGAAGUGAGGUGUUACAAUACAUCAAGAUGUGUCAGCAGUAUAUUUUUAUUUCAUGCUCCCUAAACAUUUUGAAUUGCAAAACCUUUCAAAGGUAGAUUGAUUAACUGCUACUAGGAAUCAUGAAUGGCAUGACACAGGAUGUUUCCAGUGCUGUAGUUUGCAUUUUCUUGUUCAUAUUCUUAAUGUCCAUUCUUCCUCCUUAGUACUAAUUUAUUUGCCAAAAAGAUUGAAAAGGGAUAGGCAAGCAUUUUUGUAAAGGUAAACAUGCCAUUGUUUUUGCGGUUUC
This is a messenger RNA of Penaeus indicus, 3652 nucleotides long. Its product is annotated as cAMP-dependent protein kinase catalytic subunit PRKX-like. The record is from RefSeq and is a predicted model, not a curated record. The transcript has 9 exons. Gene Ontology annotation, molecular function: ATP binding; cAMP-dependent protein kinase activity. Gene Ontology annotation, biological process: signal transduction; peptidyl-serine phosphorylation. NCBI's taxonomy places the organism in Eukaryota, Metazoa, Arthropoda, Malacostraca, Decapoda, Penaeidae. Gene Ontology annotation, cellular component: cytosol; cAMP-dependent protein kinase complex. The coding region runs from base 1 to 1212 and encodes 403 amino acids.